This is a messenger RNA of Cyphellophora europaea CBS 101466, 2547 nucleotides long. RefSeq lists its product as uncharacterized. The transcript has 2 exons. Gene Ontology annotation, cellular component: cyclin-dependent protein kinase holoenzyme complex; nucleus. Gene Ontology annotation, biological process: regulation of cyclin-dependent protein serine/threonine kinase activity. NCBI's taxonomy places the organism in Eukaryota, Fungi, Ascomycota, Eurotiomycetes, Chaetothyriales, Cyphellophoraceae. The record is from RefSeq and is a predicted model, not a curated record. Gene Ontology annotation, molecular function: cyclin-dependent protein serine/threonine kinase regulator activity; protein kinase binding. The coding region runs from base 1 to 2547 and encodes 848 amino acids.
AUGGGCUUUGCAGGGCUUGAAGAGAGAGCUCAGUUCCAGCCGGAACUCUCCGUCUUUGCACCUUGGGAUAAGUCCUUGCGAUACAAUGAAGAGCAGCCGCUCCAGAACAAACCUAUCUUCACCGCCUUAGCUACCGGUCCUACCACCUAUGCCUCGACAGCCGAGUCUGACCGUCAGAGCGUCUACUCGGAUGACACAGCCAGUGUAGCGGACUCUAUCUUCGAUAUCGCGUCUGUGGCCUCGUCGCAGUCCAGUUACGGCUCGUCGGCGUCAGACUCUUCUGAAGACAGUAGCGAUGGCGAGACUGGUCCAACUCCUCGCGUCCGUCAACCUUCAGCGAGAGAUGCUCAGCAGAAGCUCGAUGGCCACUCGGAGCUGCUCUCGGGUCUUGGCUCUGAGUCGCUGCCUCUAAGAUUCAAUUUGCACAAGGACGGCCCUCAGGAACCUAUCUCGAGUUACGCCGAGAACGUUCCUCAACCUCAAUCUCGAGCUCAACACCCAGCCUAUCAAACCAUCGAUCAGAAUAACCCGUCUCGACCACAGACAGCGUUCAAACAGCCGUUGCACAAUCUGCAGAAAACAAACAGAAGAAGAUCUAUCAACUCGGAAGCUCCUGCUGCGCCACCAUGUCGGCUCAAGCGCGACACCGACUCGGCAGACUGCUUUGUGAUGACACUCAUUACGUUUGCUGCCAGACUGAUCACCGCAAUCUGGCCACUGUCAGCCUGCCCACCCAUGAUGUCUAGCUGCUUCAAUGGUGCUGGCGUUCUCCCGCUUGAAGUAUUCAUUCAUGAGACGCUGCGCCGUUCCAAGACCAGCUACUCGACCUUGCAAGUCGCUUUAUGGUAUCUGAUGCUGCUGAAAUGUCAGAUGCCAAAGAACGACUUGACGAAAGAACCGGGACAGUCGUCGUGCCGUGCAAUGCAGUGCGGACGACGUAUGUUCUUGGCAGCGCUCAUGCUAGCUUCUAAAUACCUGCAAGAUCGCAACUACUCAACACGCGCUUGGAGCAAGAUCUCUGGUCUUCGAAUUUGCGAGAUCAACGAGAAUGAGAUGAAGUAUCUCGAAGCCAUCGACUACAGACUCCAUAUUACCAAGGAUGUUUUCGAUAACUGGAGUCGAAUCGUCCUCACUCUAAGCAAGCUGUCCAAGCUCAAGCCUGGCUGCCCUCUUGGCAGGGCGCAAAUAUCACCCCUCGGAUCUGGAGACUGGUCUGCGCUAAGUGCCAUGGUUGACGACAGCCCUGCGCUUAGGGAUGAAAAUGCCUUCUUCUCCGACAAAUGGUGGAACGGUGUGCUCGCAAGUCUUGACCCGCACCUGUGUGAUACAGAAGAAGGCUCGAAGCAGUUCUUGCGCCAGAGUCUGCCCGCAGUUGAUCUGUCCCAUCCCCUGCUCCGCCUGGAUCAGGGGAUGUCGCCAGCUUUCGACUCACCAGUGGACAAGGCACAGACUGCCUUUAGCAGCCCUGCUCUUCAAAGUCUGCACUCCGGCGCUUCGACCCCAGUCCAAGGUGCCGAAGGUCAUAUGCAGUCGCUUUCGUCUUUGCCGCUGCGACCUCAGCUGCGCAACUUGCCGACGCCCGUCUCCACUCCACGCGGGCCCGAAGGCUGCUACCCUACACCAUCGCAAAUGAAUCUGCGUUGUUCAGCAUCGGUUGAUGCUCUUCGCAGCGUUCGUAAACAGUGCUUUGCGAAUGCGAACCUGGAUCGAUGCCCACCUCCUCGACCUCAAUCUUACUGUGCGGCCCAAGGGUCGCGGAUGAGACCUGCUGCGUCCAUCCCAUUCCAGUCCCAGCAAACUCCGUCACCAUCGCUUUCUGAGGCAUCUGACACCAUUACCCCUACUGGCCGAUCUCGGUCCUCUUCUAUAUCUUCAAACUCAUCUUGGUCGUCCUCGCUCUCCAGUCAGCCGAUGAGCGCACCUUUCAAUCUCGAGAAGAUAAUCAACCAACCUCCACAACCCUCACCGCUCACUCGAGUGGUGUCGAUGCCGGAGACGAGAGUCCCUGUCUCGCGCAGCAUCAAUGGCCAUCCGCUUCGCCGGAAGCCACAGUUCUCGGACAUCGCAGCUGCGCGCACCAGCGCUGCGGCUGUGAAGUCGAGGACUGACUUUGGCACUGGCCAGGAUCUUGUGCAAGAGACCGAUGCUGCUGAAGCACUCCUGCGCCUCUGCGCCGGACGGCGCGAGAUGCAGCAGCAGAUUCUCAGUGCUACUCAGCAAGCUACCCAGCAGCACGAGAUCAGUCCAAGAGGACACAAGCGCAAUCUUUCCAACGCCACUGAGCCAAUUCAGGAUCAUGUUCGCCAACUUCUACAGCAGGAACGCGAUGGAGAUGAAAUCAUGAGCGAUUCUGCCUUGAAGAUCCACGACCCCUCUGAUGAGCUCGAAAAGAAAUGGCAAGCACCUACAAAGACCUGGGCGCUACAUAAGAAACCGGUCACGACCAUCGACCACAAGCGUAUGGCACUCUACUGUGCCCCUCACGCUCAGCUCUCUGCGCCAGAGCUAACGGCUCUGAAGCUGAAAGAGCAGCUGGUCUCAGUCUAG